Molecule: messenger RNA, 1702 nt
Organism: Ceraceosorus guamensis
Lineage: Eukaryota; Fungi; Basidiomycota; Exobasidiomycetes; Ceraceosorales; Ceraceosoraceae
Product: carbon-nitrogen hydrolase
Exons: 5
Coding region: 391-1587 (398 amino acids)
Biological process (GO): L-glutamine metabolic process; oxaloacetate metabolic process
Cellular component (GO): mitochondrion
Molecular function (GO): omega-amidase activity
Source: RefSeq, a predicted model, not a curated record
CGACUGCGUCUCGAAGGUACGUUGGCCGGACCGUGUCACGUGACUUCAUUGCCCUUGCGCCGCGACUCGUUGGCCGCACGACCAGCACAGCAGCAUGUACCCAGAGAAACGCGCUAUCUCGCACCAGACCUCCACUCACGACUCGAGACCCGCACGCGCACAGCGAUGAUACUCUUCUGACUGAAGGAGACUUGGUUGCGCGCUGGUCAACCUCCAUCGCCUAGCUCUCUUCCAAAUCGUGAAUGUGAUCAAGAGGGAACAGAUUCGAUCCACCAUAUUGUGACAGGCUAUAAGCAGACUUGUUCUAGGAAUCGCGCCACGCUUGAGCCUCGGUGCGGCUUUCAAGUGACACAAAAUCGGAAUUGCGACGGCUUAGCUCCUCCGAGCCUGAUGAUUAUCAUCAGUCGGCCAAUUACGACUCAGACUGCUCUACGUUCGGCUGCGCUGAAAGCUCAGCCUGCGCCCCUCCUUGCCCGCAUCGCGAGACAACGGUCAGUCCCAAUAAGCUACCAGUGCCAAGAGUAUUCCAGCCUUCGCGCCAUGUCCACCGCGACUUUUUCUCACGCUCCUCAAGCGCGCAUCCGGAAGCCUAUCAACGCAGCGCUCUUCCAGCUCUCCGUCACAGCCAACAAAGCCCACAAUUUGGCGCAAGGCCGAUCGAAAGUUCUUUCGUACGUGUCUUCCAAUCCAAGUGUCAACCUCAUCGUCCUUCCAGAAAUUUGGCAGUCCCUCUACGGCACGCAGCACUUUGCUACGUAUGCCGAAGACUUUGGAGGUCUGUGGGGCAAGAUCAAGGGUCAGACUAGCUCGAGCUCGCAACGUGCAGAGAGGAGCAAGAGGAGGUGGAGCAUCGACAAUGAGAACGGCGCGGGCGCAGUCGAGCUGGGUGAAGAUUGCAAGAGCGAAAGCCUGGUGAUGUUGAGCCGAUUAGCAAAGGAAACGGGUUGCGUCGUCGUUGGUGGGAGCAUACCGGAGAGGGAAGAUGAUAGGCUCUACAACACGGCAAGCGUCUUUGACGAGAAAGGCCGGAUCAUCUCGCUCUUCAGAAAGGUGCACCUGUUCGAUAUCGACGUGCCAGGCAUGAAAUUCCAAGAAUCCUUGACGCUGUCGCCAGGCGAUCAGGUGACUAUGUUUGACUGCUCGCUGGGAAGGUUCGGCCUGGCUAUAUGCUACGAUAUGCGGUUCCCGGAGCUGGCGCAGAUCGCAUCGAGGGCCGGAGCAUGCGGGAUGAUCUACCCGGGCGCUUUCAACACUACCACAGGUCCUCGAUCCUGGGAGCUUCUACUCCGUGCACGUGCAGCUGAUAAUCAGCUCUACGUCCUAGGCUGCUCUCCUGCUCGUCCAUCCGCUCGCGAUCUAGAAGUAGAAAAGUAUUACCCUGCGUGGGGUCAUAGUACCGUCGUCGAUCCCUGGGGCACCGUCUUGGCCACGACCGACGAGACGGAUAGCGUAGUGACGGCAAAAUUGGAAAAGGAGAUUGUGGAAGCUUGCAGGAAGGGUUUGCCUGUGAGCACUCAACGUCGCUUUGAUCUGUACGCUGACGUCUCGCGAGAGGGCCCCUCGGGCAAGGGCGAGGCGCCGCGAUAAAUGCGAUGUGUUCCCUCUUGCAAGUGGGAAGCUAUCUUUUUAUUUUGCGAUGCAACCUUCUCCUGGAUCCGCUACAUCACCAAAUUUGUACGCGCAGCGAGACACGGUUUGAGAU